Callorhinchus milii (elephant shark) is the source of this 782-nucleotide messenger RNA. RefSeq lists its product as uncharacterized. The coding region runs from base 126 to 587 and encodes 153 amino acids. The transcript has 5 exons. The record is from RefSeq and is a predicted model, not a curated record. NCBI's taxonomy places the organism in Eukaryota, Metazoa, Chordata, Chondrichthyes, Chimaeriformes, Callorhinchidae.
AAGGAAUAUUAUUGUUAUUAUUACGAAUUCACCGUUCCUGUGACUGUGAAGUCAGUGUGGAUUCUCUUGUAAUUACAGAGCACAAGUAUUUUCUUGCUAACCCCAACUGUGGUCUGCUCGUAUUCAUGAAUUACCUGAAGGACCAGUUGGGAAUCAAACCUCCAGACACAGUCGACCUGUGCAACGAGUGGGGAAACCUCAAACUGCUUUUCCUCCUCAAAGAUCAGUAUGAAAACAUCGGCAAUAUUUUUGAACUAAGAGAAAAUUGUUACGCCUGCAGGAUCCAACGGAUCCCACCAGAGAUGGCCUACAAAGCCUUCAUACCCCUUAUUGAUGAUGCAGCAGACAACAUGCUGGAGAACCUGCAGCAACAGUGCGAGGAACUCGAGCACAUCCGUCAAGAGGAGGUCCUGGGGGAGGAACGGAAACAGCUGCUGGAGGCCACCAUCUCCUCUACACAAACGAAGAUGAUAAGAAACUCCUCAAAGACACAGCAAGCAUCUCCACAACCAGAGGAGGAUCCUGCACUCCGCAAGGCAAUAAUCAUCAAGUCCAAAAUGGACGUGGGGAAACGGAGCAACAAAUAGGAACCUCUCUGCGUUCAGAAAGCACUCAGGAAAUUUCACCAAAGCAUUGCGUUACCUCACCAAUGAGGCAGCGGGGUGGAGGGGCGAAGUCAAGGGGUGAGGGGAGAAGGGGAAUAAAAAAUGUUUGACAACGGAGGCAGAUUGCUCAUUGCCCCUACAUAAAGAAAUAUAAACCUUGCAUUGAAACAUUAACGU